Molecule: messenger RNA, 615 nt
Organism: Bufo gargarizans (Asiatic toad)
Lineage: Eukaryota; Metazoa; Chordata; Amphibia; Anura; Bufonidae
Product: processed variable antigen-like
Exons: 4
Coding region: 1-615 (204 amino acids)
Source: RefSeq, a predicted model, not a curated record
AUGUUGUCUGCGGAGAAAUGGUGUGCAAUGAAGGAGUCUAGAGAGAAGCAGAAGGCAGUAAAGGAGUCUGGAGACAAACAGAGUACAGUGAAGGAGUCUGGAGAGAAGCAAAGUACAAGUAUAGUGAAGGAGUCUGGAGAGAAGCAGAGUAUAGUGAAGGAGUCUGGAGAGAAGGAGAGUACAGUGAAGGAGUCUGGAGACAAGCAGAGUACAGUGAAGGAGUCUGGAGACAAGCAGAGUUCAGUGAAGGAGUCUGGAGAGAAGCAAAGUACAGUGAAGAAGUCUGGAGACAAGCAGAGUGCAGUGAAGGAGUCUGGAGACAAGCAGAGUGCAGUGAAGGAGUCUGAAGACAAGCAGAGGGUUCCAGUUCCUUCAGUCCACCACAGGAGUUCCCUGGAGGAUGUGGAGAUGGUGGAGGUCUCCGGAGGGGAGCAGGAGGAGGAUGGAGAGCAGGCGGAACCCUCAGGGCUGCAGAAUGCCCUUCCCCCACCUGAUGUGGGCCAAGUUGUGGAGGUCGCAGGUGAAGAGGACGGACCCUCCCAGCCGCCGGAUUCCCCCACCCCAGGUCAAGAUGAUAAAGAGGACGUUGUCACCAACCCCCACCAGGAGGUAUGA